AUGUCCACACGAUACAAAUUGAACACAGGUGCCGAGAUUCCGGCGCUCGGAUUCGGCACCUGGCAAGACGAGGGGGAACAGGAGGAUGCCGUCGCCGAGGCAAUAAAGAGCGGAUAUCGUCACAUUGACACGGCGCGCGUCUACGGCACCGAGCAAGCCGUUGGAAGAGGAGUCAAGAAGAGCGGUAUCCCUCGCAAGGAUCUAUUCAUCACGACCAAGCUUUGGUGCAACAAGCAGCAUCCAGAUGAUGUAGAGCCAGCCCUGCAGAAGUCGCUGGAGGACCUCGGUAUGGAUUAUGUCGAUCUAUAUCUGAUACACUGGCCCGUGGCCUGGAAGCGAGGAGAGGAACUGUUUCCAAAAGACAAUGGGGUGCCGGUGAUGCAGCAUGAUGUCAGACUUAUGGAUACCUGGAAAGCCAUGGAGCGGGUUUUGAAAACGGGCAAGACCAAAGCUAUUGGGGUGUCGAAUUGUGAUAAGUUUGAAAUGGAGCAUCUGGUCAAUAAUACCUCGGUGGUUCCUGCUGUGCAUCAGCUGGAAUGCCAUCCUUGGUUGCAGCAGAACGAUUUCACGGCCUGGCAUCGGGAUAAUGGAAUUCAUGUCACGCACUACUCGCCGUUUGGAAAUCAGAAUGCUUUCUAUGGCGCGAAACGCGGGAUCGAGAGGUUGAUCGAUGAACCUGUGCUGGCGGAGAUCGGUAAGAAAUACAACAAAAGUGCUGCGCAAGUUGUUCUGGCCUGGGGUGUCACGCUGGGUCACUCGGUGCUGCCGAAGUCCAAAACGCCGUCUAGAAUCAAGUCUAACCUCGAGGGAGACUUCAAGCUGAGUCCAGAUGACAUGAAGCAGAUUGAGAAGCUUGACCAAAAGCGUCGUUUUAAUGAUAGCAGUGGGGACUUUGGCAGGGACUUCUUCGCGGGUCUCGACGGGAUGAAGUGA
Penicillium nucicola is the source of this 933-nucleotide messenger RNA. RefSeq names its product aldo/keto reductase. Gene Ontology annotation, molecular function: aldose reductase (NADPH) activity. Bases 1 to 933 code for a protein of 310 amino acids. Gene Ontology annotation, cellular component: cytosol. The record is from RefSeq and is a predicted model, not a curated record. The transcript is spliced from 4 exons. Lineage: Eukaryota; Fungi; Ascomycota; Eurotiomycetes; Eurotiales; Aspergillaceae.